GGGUGGGGCUGGAGAAAGGGACGGACUGGAGGGGUGGCGACAGGCUGUGGGCAAUGGAGGGAGACGAAACUGGAGGAGGGCUUCCGAGGCUGGGAGGUGGAGCACGGCGGGAAUGGCUGGGCCGUGGAAAAGAACCUGACCCUGGUGCCGGGGGCUCCUUCCCAGACCUGUUUCGUGACUUCUUUCGAGUGAGUGGCCCUUGAUCCCUGGGGCAAGGGCUUCAAGGUGGGUCCGGACCCUACCCACCGGCUUCAUCCUCACCCGCCUUCACCCUCCCCUCAACAAAUAUUUGUUGAGGGCCUGCUAUGUACCAGGCACUGUUUUCUUUUUUCUUCUGUUUUUUGUUUUUAAAGAUUUUAAAUUGAUAUUUAGAGUGAGAGGGAGAGAAGAGGAGAAACAUUGAUAUGGGGCGGGGGGGGCAUUGAUCCGCAGCCUCCUGCACGUCUCCCAGCAGGAAUUUAGCCUGAAACCCUGGCAGGUACCCUGGGCGGGAAUCGAACCAGCAACCCUUUGGGGCAGGGAAGGAUGCCCAAAUGAGCCAUACCGGCCAGGGUUCAGGCACUGUUUUAUAUGUCAAGAUACAAGAAAAAUUCAGAAAGAUCAGGAAACGGCUGUUUUUUCAUCUGCAUUUUAGAUAUGGGAUGGGGGAGACAUUAAACACAUAAAGGAUAAAAUAACAAGAACACAACAAUCAGAUGCUUUACAUAUAACUCUAAUCCUGGCAACAGCCGUGCAACAUAGAUGGUAUUGUUAUCUCCACGUUAUGAUGGGAAACUAAGACACAUAAGUAACCAACAUCUAGUAAAUGGCGGAACUGGGAUUUGAACCCAGGCUCCAGAGCUUCUGGUUGUGAUAAAUGCUAUGAAGACAUCAGAACGGUCUGAUUGGUUGGUUGAUUCUCUAUCUCAUAUCCCAUACCUAUUUCCUUGUCCCCUACUCCCAUAGUCAACUAUUCUCACAUGGCAUUAUCCAGCUUUCUAGUAGCUGCCAGUAUAUUACGGGUGAAGUAAUAUCUCAUUGCUGUUUUAAUUUUAAUUUGCAUGUUUCAACUUACUAAUAAUUAAGCAUCUCUUCAUAUGCUUAUUAGCUUUUUGGGUUCCCUCUUUUGUAAAUUGCCUGUUCAUAUUUUCUUUUAGGGCUGUCUUUUACAUAUAUAUAUAUAUUGGGAGCCCAGUGCACGAAUUUGUGCACCUUGAAAGGAACUGUGGGCCACGAGGCUGUAGUAGGCACAGGGGCGGAUCUUAGCCCAUCCUCCACGCCCCCGCCCGGCCCCUCCCACUGGGCCCCUCAGUACCCUGUCUACUGGCAGCCCCACUCUGGCUGACACCACUCCCACGCACUGACAGUGCUGGCCCCACUCGCACCCACGGACAGCACGGGGUGAUUGGGGCCGGCGCCAGCAGCAGGUGCGAGCGGGGCUGGCACCGUCAGUGGGUGUGAGCCUCAGCUGCUGUCCCAAUUGCCCCUCAGGAACAGGGAGAGGUAGAGAAGCCCUCAGGGGCGAUCAGGCAUGGUGGCUACCGCUGGCACCUACUGAUAGCACCGAGUGAUCUGGACCAGCACCAGGCACCAGAAGUGGGUGUGAGUGGAACCAGCACCAGCAGCAGGUGCGAGCACCAGGCACAACCAUGGCGCGGGAACAAAGAAUUUUCAGUUACCACCAGAGGCUCACCCCGAUGACAGUGAGUGGUGCCCCACCCUGGUCUGGUGCCCCCUCUCAUCAGCUCUACCAUCCCGCCAUGGCCAGUCCCGCCAUGUUCUGCAUACACCCCCAGUGGUCAGUGCAUGCCAUAGCAACUGGUUGUUCAGUCUAUUUGCAUAUUAGCCUUUUAUUAUAUAGGAUAUAUUUUUAUUGAUUUCAGAGACAAAGGGUGAGGAAGAGAGAGAUAGAAACAACAAUGAUAAGAGAGACUCAUUGAUCGGCUGCCUCCUGCACGCCCCACACUGGGGAUCAGGCUGGCAACCUGGGUAUGUGCCCUGGCAGGGAAUCAAACCAUGAUUUCCUGGUUCAUAUGUCAGUGCUCAACCACUGAGCCACAUUGGCUAGGCUGAUGUCUUAUUCUUGUUGAUAUAUAAGAACUAAAUAUAUAAGAACUAGAGGCCCAGUGCAUGAAUUCGUGAAGGGGUGGGUUCCUUCAGCCUGGCUGGCGAUUGGGGCAGGCUGGCUGGGGGGAGGGACUGCGGGAGGUUGGCCAGCCUUGGGAGGUUGACUGUAGGAGCACACUGACUGCCAGGGGGCAGCUUCUGUGUUGAGCAUCUGCCCCUUGGUGGUCAGUGCGCAUCAUAGCAACUGGCUGGUCGUCGGGUCGUAAUGGUCCUUUAGGCUUUUAUAUAUAUACUAGGGGCCCAGUGCAUGAAAUCUGUGCACUGUAGGGGGGCAUCCCUCAGCCCAGCCUGCCCCCUCUCAUAGACUGGAAGCCCUCAGGGCAUGUCCUACUGAUGGCCCCCUCUGCGGGAGGCGACUGGGCUGAUCAGGGGAAGGUGCCAGCCCUAUCACCCACUGCUGCAGCCACUGACAGCCACCACAGCCACCAAGGUGUUUUCAUCAACAUGGACUCCAGUCCCUUCACCAUGAAAAAAUGACAACUUUCUUUAGGUAUUUUCAAGAUGUGUCUUUCAUAGGAUAUGACAUGUUGUUUUUUUUUUUAGCCUCACCUGAGGAUAUGUUCCAUUGAUUUUUAGAGAGUGUGGAAGAGAGAGGGAGAGACAGAGAGAAACAUCAAUGUGAGAGGGACACUUAGAUUGGUUGCCUCCUGCAUGAGCCCUGACCUGGGCCCGGCCAGGGAGGAGCCUGUAACCUAAGUAUAUGUCCUUGAUCAGAAUUGAACCUGGACCCUGCAGUUGGCAGAUCGAGGCUCUAUCCACUGAGCAAAACCAGCUAGGGCAGGAUAUGACAUUUAUUAUCCCCUCCAGCAGCAGACCUUCGUUUUUUCCUCCAGGAGGGUGGUGGAAAAACCCUAGAUCACCUUCUUAGAUUUUUAUAACCCAAGUUACCAAGAACACUGCAAGUGGCAGCGUACAGGGAGCUUAGCCAAUGUGCAGUCAGCAAAGGUAUUUACACUCAAACUGGUUUGGCUCAGUGGAUAGAGCGUCGGCCUGCAGACUGGAGGGUCCCAGGUUCGAUUCCUGUUAAGGGCAUGUACCUUGGUUGGGGGCACAUCCCCAUUGGGGAGUGUGCAGGAGGCAGCUGAUCAAUGUUUCUCUCUCAUUGAUGUUUCUGACAGUCUAUUCCUCUCCCCUCUUCUCUGUAAAAAAUCAAUAAAAUAUAUUUUUUUAAAAAAAGAAAAGAAGCCCUGGCUGGUUUGGCUCAGUGGAUAGAGCAUCAGCCUGCGGACUGAAAGGUCCCAGGUUCGAUUCCGGUCAGGGGCAUGUACCUUGAUUGCGGGCACAUCUGUGGUGGGGGUGUGCAGGAGGCAGCUGAGCCAUGUUUCUCUCUCAUCAAUGUUUCUAACUCUCUAUCCCUCUCCCUUCCUCUCUGUAAAAAAUCAAUAAAAAUAUAUUUUAAAAAAGAAAAGAAAAGGUGUUUCCUCUGCAGCCCAUGUGCAGAGGAUUCCCUGCGUUGUGUCCACUGGGCUAGGGGUGUGUCCCCGGCCACUAGGGGCACGCCCCCAAGCCCGGCAGCCCCGCGUUGGCUGUGUCCAAGAGCUGGGGGAUGUGGAUCCCAUAGACACGGCGCGUGGGAGGCCGCCGGGGGCACACCCCCAAGCCUGGCGGCCCCGCGUUCGCUGUGUCCACUGGGCUGGGGGACGUGGACCCGGGCUGCUUGGCGCGGGCGCAAGCAGCCACAGGGUGGGAACCGUUCGCUGUGUCCACAGUUGGGGGACGUGGAUCCCAUGGGCACAUGCGCAAGCAGCUGCCACCCCGCAGCUGCUUGCACUUGGUGCCCUGGCCGCUUGUCCUGGGACCCAGCCUGCUUGGCACCCCCAGCCACUUGUCCCGGGACCCAGCCCUCUUGGCGCCUCCGGCUGCUUGUCCUGGGACCCAAGCCGCUUGGUGUCCCAGGACCCAGCCCGCUUGGUGUCCCAGGACCCAGGCCGCUUGGUGUCCCAGGACCCAGGCCGCUUGGUGUCCCAGGACCCAGCCCGCUUGGUGUCCCAGGACCCAGCCCGCUUGGUGUCCCAGGACCCAGCCCGCUUGGUGUCCCAGGACCCAGCCUGCUUGGUGUCCCAGGACCCAGGCUGCUUGGUGUUCCAGGACCUGGGCUGCUUGGCAUGGGUGCACGGUCAAGUGGCCGCGGGGCCGCUUGUGCUUGGCACCCCAGCCGCUUGUCCCGGUACCCAGUCCGCUUGGCCGCCCGGCCACUUGUCCUGGGACCUUGGCCGCUUGGCACCGGUGCCGGUAGGCCACUCCUGGCCAGGGCGUUCUGGGACCCCGGCCACUCAGGGCCUCCACGGGGGCCUACAGGCUCAGAGUGGCCUGGGUCCUGAGGAUGUUCCCGGGACCCAGGCCGCACGGUGCCUGCAUAUGCAAAUUAACCUGCCAUCUUUGUUGGGUUAAUUUGCAUACUCACUCCUGAUUGGCUGGUGUACAUCGCAGAGGGAUGGUCAAUUUGCAUCUUUCUCUUUUAUUGUAUAGAGUAUAUAAAUUCCUUGUAUUUUCUAGAUGUCUGUUUCUUGUCCAUCCUGGACAUUGCAAAAAUCUCCCAUUCUACCAUUAGUAUUAACUUGUGCCCAUGGUAUUCUUUGUUGUUAUUUUCAUAUGACCAAACUCAUCUCUCCCUUUUUUGCUUUAGCGUUUGUUCUUGAAAUUUUGUUUUAAAAAAUCCUUUCCUAUCCUUAGAUUCUAACAAUAUUCUUAUAUUCUCUUUUAAAUUAAAUCUUUAUUGUUGAAAGUAUUAUAUAUGCCUCCUUUUUUCCCCCAUUGACCCCUUCUAACCCACCCUUGCCCCCCACCCCAGGCCUUCCCCCACCCUAUUGUUAUAUUCUCUUCUAGUAAACUCUUAGUUUUACCUUUCACAUUUAGAUCUUUAAUCCACCUUUGAAUGUGGUGUUAAGGGUCUAGUUCCCCCACCCCUCCACAUACUGACCCCAUUUUCCCAACACCAUCUACUAAAAAAAAAUCCCUUCCCCAUGGAAUGGCAGUGCUUCCUCUGUCAUUUUUGAAAUUCCCAUAAAACCUAGAUUUAUCCCUGAGCACAGUUCUUCCACCAGUAUGACACUAUUUCUAUAUUGUAGCAUAUUCAAAUGAUGGAAUAAAAACUAUUUACAAAGGUGUAAGCAGACCACAAGGUAUAACCCAUGACCCCCAGGCUAGUAACAGUAGGGUGAAGGGUCAUUCCCACCCCUAGGCCUGACAGGGUAAGGGCAGAAGCAGUUACAGAAACAGGGCAGAGAAGGCUGUGAGGAGAGGGCGCUGUGGAGCUGUGCCGUCGCUGACAGACACAACAGUCCCAGGUGGUCCCUUGGGAGGGAGCCAGGAGGAUAAAUAUCCUGAUUUUAUUCUCUUCUCUCACUUCUGUCUU
This is a messenger RNA of Myotis daubentonii (Daubenton's bat), 5461 nucleotides long. It is a transcript of the gene FBXO17, whose product is annotated as F-box protein 17. The record is from RefSeq and is a predicted model, not a curated record. NCBI's taxonomy places the organism in Eukaryota, Metazoa, Chordata, Mammalia, Chiroptera, Vespertilionidae. Gene Ontology annotation, cellular component: SCF ubiquitin ligase complex; cytoplasm. The transcript has 2 exons. Gene Ontology annotation, molecular function: ubiquitin protein ligase activity; protein binding. Gene Ontology annotation, biological process: ERAD pathway; SCF-dependent proteasomal ubiquitin-dependent protein catabolic process; glycoprotein catabolic process. The coding region runs from base 3369 to 4427 and encodes 352 amino acids.